Molecule: messenger RNA, 1720 nt
Organism: Drosophila willistoni
Lineage: Eukaryota; Metazoa; Arthropoda; Insecta; Diptera; Drosophilidae
Gene: betaggt-I
Product: geranylgeranyl transferase type-1 subunit beta
Exons: 4
Coding region: 129-1289 (386 amino acids)
Biological process (GO): protein geranylgeranylation
Cellular component (GO): CAAX-protein geranylgeranyltransferase complex
Molecular function (GO): CAAX-protein geranylgeranyltransferase activity
Source: RefSeq, a predicted model, not a curated record
AAAAGCAAAGAAGAAGACAAACAUCCAGGAACAGCAAGUUUUUUGCCCUUGUCUUGUUAUUUGUUUUUUUUUUUCUACUUCCACCUACAAUGCAAACCGGCUUAUAAUAAACAACAAAAAAAAAAGAUAUGGAAGAUGCCAUUGAGCCCGAGCCCGUGCUGCUGUCUAAGCAUGCCAAGAAUCUACUGCGCUUCCUCCACUUGUUGCCGGCCAGGAUGGCUUCCCAUGAUAACACACGGAGCACCAUAGUGUUCUUUGCCGUCUGCGGUUUAGAUGUAUUGAAUUCUUUGCAUCUAAUUCCGCCAAAGUUACGUGAGGAUAUCAUCAAUUGGACGUACGGUGGAUUGGUAGCUCCACGCGAAAAUGAGAAACGCUGCGGUGGUUUCAUGGGCUGCCGUGCCAUGGUGCCCAAAACAGAUGACUCCGAAAUACUGGAGUGCAUAAGGAAAUAUCAAUGGGGACAUUUGGCCAUGACCUACACAAGUGUGGCGGUGCUGGCCACUCUGGGUGAUGACUUCUCCCGUCUAGAUCGCAAGAGUAUUGUCGACGGGGUGGCCGCUGUGCAGAAGCCGGAGGGCAGCUUCAGUGCCAGCAUCAAUGGCAGCGAGGAUGACAUGAGAUUCGUUUAUUGCGCCGCAACCAUUUGCCACAUGCUCGACUAUUGGGGCGAUGUUAACAAAGAGACAAUGUUUCAGUUUAUUAUGCAAAGCUUACGCUACGAUUACGGUUUCAGCCAAGAGUUCGAGGGUGAAGCCCAUGGUGGCACCACAUUUUGUGCCUUGGCUGCCCUUCAAUUGAGCGGACAACUGCAUCGCCUGGAUGAUAACACCAAGGAGCGCAUUAAGCGCUGGCUUGUCUUUCGACAAAUGGACGGUUUCCAGGGGCGACCGAAUAAACCAGUGGAUACUUGCUACUCCUUUUGGAUUGGCGCUGCUCUCUGCAUACUCGACGGCUUCGAAUUGACAGACUAUCCCAAGAAUCGAGAGUAUAUAUUAAGCACGCAGGAUAAACUGGUCGGAGGAUUUGCCAAAUGGCCCCAGGCAACACCAGAUCCCUUCCAUACGUACCUAGGACUGUGUGGUCUGUCCUUUACCGGUGAACCGGGCCUAAGUGCUGUGCAGCCCAGUCUAAAUAUGUCCAUGGCUGCAUAUGCCCAUUUGCAGCAUUUACAUGAGCUAUGGCGGAAUAAUAGUGAUCUGGCUCACCUAAAACUGGGCAGUAAAGGUUCCACGGCGAAUGCAACACAAACAACGACUACCUCAAGUUCACCCUUGAUAUCCGCACAAUGAUGGGAACUAAUUGAAGGGAAAUGGUAAUGGGAGGGAAGGGUACAGCACACUAUUGUAUUAAUAAUAUUUUGCCACAUUUUCAAGCCAUGCUUUUAAACAAUUUUAUUUUAUGUAUUUAUAAGCAAAAAAGUUUGUAAUUUUAUGCAAAAACCAAGAAAAUGCAAAACGAAACUUACAUCCAUUAGAACCGGUUUCUAUAUUAAUUCCGAUUUUCCGAUGUUACAUUAUAGUUGUAUGGGUGAUUUUGCAAGAUCAGAUUAUAUAUUCUGAUACGAAUAUGAUAAAUAGCUGAUCGUUUAUACAUGUAUCUAAAUGGUAUUGCCAGUGUCGAUUGCAUAAGAAUUACUUUUGUUGAUGGAGAAUUUUAAACACCAAUUCAUGAAAUAAUAAAAAAAUUGUAAUUUUUGUACAAUGUAGGAAAUAACAAGAAA